Messenger RNA from Sabethes cyaneus, 2235 nucleotides. RefSeq names its product juvenile hormone esterase. NCBI's taxonomy places the organism in Eukaryota, Metazoa, Arthropoda, Insecta, Diptera, Culicidae. Bases 393 to 2171 code for a protein of 592 amino acids. The record is from RefSeq and is a predicted model, not a curated record. The transcript is spliced from 6 exons.
AUUUUGAUCGAGCGCGUGUUUAUGGUAAUUUGUCGGAGUAGCAGCGGCAGCAGCAGCAGCAGAAGCAGAUCUGAACUUAUUUCGGAGACCUCUCCAGUUGGAGCUUGGAGGAAAUAAAUCACCACAAAGUUGCCAGUGGACUCGGUCAAGUCAACUCGGUACCUGGGGCUUUGUAGUAGAAAAGAAGAUUAAUUAGACUGGUGAGAAGCGAAUGUUUCGCGCGUGACGAUUGUGCAAUCUUCGUAUGGAUUUACCUACGGGUGGCCUUGGAACCGGUUUCGGAUCUGUGCUUGUUGUAAAGUUUGUGUUUUAUUUAGGUGGGAAUAACCCGUCUCAUAGGCGUCGUAAAGAAAGUGAAUUAAUAAAUUGACAUUCGUGUAACGAGGGGCAUUAUGAUGGGCUGGAAUAUGGAUCGUUGGAAGAUAUUUGGGCUACUGUUAGUGUUUUUGUUGGUUGACAUUGUGAGUGGUAGGACUUCGGAGAAGCUGAGAGUAACACUGCCCCAUGGUGGAUCACUGGUAGGACGGUAUUUACAUUCAUUCAGCGGAAGAGGAAUUCUUGCAUUCUUGGGAGUUCCAUAUGCGAAGCCACCGGUUGGGGAGCUGCGAUUCAAGGCUCCUCUGCCGUUCGGUGCCUGGACCGGUGAACGGAGUGCCACCGUGGAUGCUCCUCUUUGCACGCAGCGAGAUCCGUACCGCCGAGAUGAAGAGAUAUCCGGCCAGGAGGACUGCCUGCAGCUGAAUGUGUACGUACCGGAACGGCCGGAAAUCGACGAGGGCUCGCUGCCGGUGAUGGUAUUCUUUCAUGGCGGCGGCUGGCAGUGCGGUUCCGGAACGAGAAGCUUCUACGGGCCGGACUUUUUGCUGGAACACGAUGUCAUCUACAUCGGUGCCAACUUUCGACUGGGCCCGCUCGGAUUUCUCAGCACCGAGCAGGAGGAUUGUCCUGGUAACAAUGGACUGAAGGAUCAAAACUUGGUGCUGCGAUGGAUUCAGGAAAAUAUUGCCUCCUUCGGAGGAAAUCCACGGCUGAUGACGGUGUUCGGUGAGAGUGCUGGAGGAGCGAGUGGAACGUAUCACAUGAUGUCACCCUUAUCGAAGGGACUGUUUCAAAGGGUGAUUUCACAAUCCGGUGUCAAUUUGGAUUCUUGGGCUCAACCAACGCAUCCUGGAGUCGCCCGGAAACGAUCGAUUCAGCUCGGUGAGAUGGUUGGCUGUGAACAGGGAAGAAAGCAGAAUUUUCGCGAGAUGAUGCGUUGUUUGCGAGAAGUAUCAGCAGCGGAGAUUACCAAAGCUUUCUAUGGAUUUUUCGUUUGGGACACGGAUCCGAUGAUUCCUUUCCCACCUGUGGUGGAACCAGAUUUACCCGGAGCCUUUAUCACUAAACAUCCGAGAGAUGAGUAUGAACCUCAUGGACUUACGCUACCCUGGAUGACGGGGCUAACCAUGGACGAGGGAGCCCUUAAAACUGCAUCGCUUAUCAACCUACCGGAACUUCGCGCCAGCCUCAAUGAGCAGUGGGAUCGGGCGCUUCCCAUUUCGCUGAAUUAUGACCACCACGAGGAACCGGGCCGCCAGCAAGAAAUUACCGCCGCUAUUAACCGAUUUUAUUUCAACGACCGACAAUUGGUGAAGGAAACGGAGCAAAAUCUGACGAAUCUCUACACCGAUGCAUGGUUCUUAGCCGGUAUGGACGAAUAUCUACACAUCCGGCUGAGGGGCGACCAAAAAAGGACGGUUGGCCCCACGUUCGUAUAUCUUUUCGCCCAAAAAACUGCGGCCAGUUUCACUGAAAUAUUCGAAGGUGGCAAGGAAAACUACUACGGAGUGUGCCACGCCGAAGAGCUACAAUUCCUGUUUCCGAUCGCCAAAGAUCUAUUCGUAACCGCAGUACCCACACCCGAAGAGCUGGAAGUUCGCAAAAUUAUAACCAAGUUGUGGGUCAAUUUUGCCCGUACGGGCAAUCCUACUCCCAGCACGGACAACGGUGCAAUCCCACACUGGCCGCAAGCGAAAAGUUUCCCCCUCACUUACCUCCGGAUAGGCAGUUUGGAUUCGUCCAACGAGCCACUGCUAGCCGUUGAGAAAGGUUUAUUCGAGGAGCGAGCGGCUCUGUGGCGAGAUCUCAAAGCACACCAUUCUCCGAAAGGCUCUACGAAGGAUGAACUGUAACAUAUUCUCUGUAAAUUGACCUAGAAAAAUUCUUUUGUUUUUAUUGACCACUUCAAAACUCAAU